AUGACUGAUAGCUUUUCUGCUCAGAUCAAUGCAUUUAAGAAGAGCUUGAAAACCUCUUCUUCCACACUUCCCUCAGCAAGAAGAGUAGUUGAACCCGUGGUACAGCCGAAGGUGGAGACACAGCCUUCUCCAGUCAAGCCUCAGCCCAUCAAAAGAGAUCUGGAUGAAGACAACUAUGCAGAGAAUUCUAUUGCAAAGAGAUCGAAGCCUACUUUGCAGUUAGCCGGAUCUCUGCUGUCAACGCAAUUAUUGCAUGCCGUGGAGUAUAUCAAGCAACAUGAUAACCCGAUUCCUUUGAGCAGUCUAGAAAGAUACUUGUCGUACGACGUGGCCCAGAAUCUUCUGCCUCUGUUGAAAAAUGUGAAUCGAAUCAAAUAUGAUCCCAAUUUGAAAACUCUAGAGUACGUUUCCUUGCACAAUAUUAGAUCGUCAGCUGAUCUAUUAGGGUUCUUGAGAGCGCAGCCUACUUUCAAAGGUAUCUCCGUAAAGGAUCUCAGAGAUGGAUGGCCAAGCUGUUUAGCUUCGAUAGACGAGCUUGAGGCAGACAACAAGAUCCUGGUACUUCGCACGAAGAAGGAGAAUGCUCCCAGACUUGUGUGGCCAAAUUAUGGAGGAAAACUGAAUGUUAUAGACGAGGAGUUUGUUGCGAUGUGGAACAGAAUUAAGAUACCUGAAGGUGAUGACCUGCAGUUGCAACUUGUUGAGAAUAAGCUCAAACCAACAAGCGUUGAUCCUUCAUCUAUACGCAGAAAGCCUGCUGCGAACCAGGACAAGAAACAAAAGAGACCAAGAAGAGGUAAGAUCACGAAUACCCAUAUGAAGGGAAUCCUCAAGGACUACUCAUCAAGAGUCUGA
Kuraishia capsulata CBS 1993 is the source of this 855-nucleotide messenger RNA. RefSeq lists its product as uncharacterized. Gene Ontology annotation, biological process: transcription initiation at RNA polymerase II promoter. The record is from RefSeq and is a predicted model, not a curated record. Gene Ontology annotation, cellular component: transcription factor TFIIE complex. NCBI's taxonomy places the organism in Eukaryota, Fungi, Ascomycota, Pichiomycetes, Pichiales, Pichiaceae. Bases 1 to 855 code for a protein of 284 amino acids. The transcript has a single exon.